This is a messenger RNA of Anolis sagrei ordinatus, 1008 nucleotides long. The record is from RefSeq and is a predicted model, not a curated record. NCBI's taxonomy places the organism in Eukaryota, Metazoa, Chordata, Lepidosauria, Squamata, Anolidae.
AUGCUUCCCCACAUAGGAUGGCGCAGAAAGCGAUGGAAAUGCAAUUCACAACCAAGGCUGGAUUCCCAGUUGCUUUUCUUCACAGCCCUCUGUUUGUAUAUGGAACCGGGGGCCAGCAGCAGAGUUGUUUGUCGUGCUCCGAGUCAUUUAGAAAUGCAUACAAAAUUCUGCGGCACAUGCAGUCCUGGGAAUUGCUGCAAGGACAACCAGUGUAAUGAAUGCCGUCAAUUGCCGACAUGCCUCGAAGGCAAUGAACUCGAUCGCUCAGGCAAGUUUGACUUCAGGUAUCUCUGCCGACCGUGUCCAAGCGGGACCUUCUCAAAUGUCAACAACAGCUGCUGCAUCCCUUGGCAAAACUGCACGAGCCAAGGACUCCAAACCCUUCAAGCCGGGAACAGGACACACAAUGCACAAUGUGGCCCGGGACCCACUGCCAUUGUGAUGCAACCUGAUUAUACAGUUGUGUCCAUCUUCACGGUCCUGACGGCAGCAGGUAUCUUUGUUCUGCUUCUGAUGACUUCUCUGCUAAUCGUUUGCACGUGUAUGCAGACGACGACGACGACGUUCCCUCUGGUUGAUGAAACUGAAUCUCCCGAGCAGCCAAAUCCUUCCGAAUCCCACCUCCUGGAAGACGAUGCCCAAAGUUACCCGUUUCCAGAGGAAGAAGAUGGUGGCAAGAUGGUGGCAUAGUAGACCUCACCUUGGAAAAUGUAUUCCUUAAUCUCAUCUCUGGGUGCCUCUCGCUUGUGCCCAGAGGUGAACGAGAGUAAACCUUUGUUUACAUCCAAAUCCUUACUUUUUGGGAUCAUUGGAAAGAAUGGAAAUGGGGGAGGCACGGUUAUAGAUAGGACUUUAGCACCGCUGGUAAAUCGCCAGCAAUGAUAAGAUCUACCAACUGAAAGGUUACCAGUUUGAAGCCCUGGAUCGGCGUGAGCUCCCUGGAUCGGCGUGUCAGCCCAGCUCACUGUUUACUUGAGCAGUUCGAAAAGAGAUUAGGUACUGUUAAAA